AUGGAAGACCAGCAGAAGCCUCCGUCCUUCUCAAAUUUGCCCAAGAGCGCUUUGUUCUCCAGACUGGAAGCGUUUCUGCCCGUGAUGGCAGAAGAGAACAAGAAACUGCGUGAGGCGGUAGCAUCGGGAAAAGGCGACAAGCACAACAUCGAAGUGGAAGAAGACGAGGAGAAUGGCGGCGAACAGGAAGAUGAUGCUGUGGCUGAAGACGGCGAGAAGAAGGAGGAUCACAAGGUUCCAGUGAUUGAAAUGAACUUUGCACUAGGGACGAUGGAUGAGAACACCAGUGAUGGUGAGGGCUCGAAUGCUAUCAACCAGGAGGCACUGAUUAAGGGUGCAACAAGCGCUAAAUUAAUUGGUGCCAAUGCAGAAUCAACGCAGCAGCAAGACAAGUCGUCGUUCCGGAUGCAGCUUGAGAGACCCAGCAACAAGCCACGCCCUGUUAUCCAGGAACUAAGUUGA
Peronospora farinosa is the source of this 462-nucleotide messenger RNA. Lineage: Eukaryota; Oomycota; Peronosporomycetes; Peronosporales; Peronosporaceae. The record is from the annotation of a GenBank genome assembly.